Trichomonas vaginalis G3 is the source of this 321-nucleotide messenger RNA. Its product is annotated as organellar and viral DNA polymerase type B. Lineage: Eukaryota; Parabasalia; Trichomonadida; Trichomonadidae. The record is from RefSeq and is a predicted model, not a curated record. The coding region runs from base 1 to 321 and encodes 106 amino acids. The transcript has a single exon.
AUGAACCCGCAAUGUUCUAAAUGUAAAGCGGCAAUGAGGAGAUAUAACUACUCCGUCAAAGAGAUAGAAAGAAUGAGAAACGACUAUGCAGACUUAAAGAAAGAAGCAGAGAAGCCGGUAGAAAAUAAAAUGGACAUGUUAGAAUUUCUGAACAAAAACUAUCCAACUGCUGACGAUUUCCUUCUAUCUGACGUCAAGAAGAAGUAUAAAGAAACUUUCGGCAUUGUUAAAACAUUCGAUGUACUAAAAGAAGGAAUAGAAGCUACGAAACUGUUUAGGAUUUCAAAUAUACAUCGUACAAUUCAUGUAAAACGCUUAUAA